AUGUCCAUGCUCGCUAUAUCUCCUUCGUACUAUGCGCCACGUCCCGACGAGAGGUUGCCUGUAGGUGCUGUGGAUCCGAAAUCUCUGCCUGAGGGUGUGGAAUGUCCUCUUCUGUUUCAGCACACCGAGGUCCCGAGCGGUAACAGUACUGUUACCCUGAAAAACCGCGUCAUUGUGGCACCUAUGUGCAUGUAUUCGAGUGUGGAUGGAUUUCCCACUCCUUUCCAUCUCGUUCACCAUGGUCAGUUCGCUUUGCAUGGUGCUGGUUCGAUCAUUGUGGAAGCCUCAGGUGUAACGCCGGCUGGACGUAUUUCCUCCCGCGACUUGGGUUUGUACAAAGAAGAGCACGUUGCUGCGCAUGCGUCGCUUGUACAAACUGUCAAGUCCGUGUCAUCAGAUGUGUACUUUGGUAUCCAGCUGGCACAUGCAGGUCGCAAGGCUUCGACGUAUCCCCCCUAUGACCGCACGCCGCAUGAUACUCCCUAUGUACCUGUCAGCGACGGUGGUUGGGAUAAGACUGUCGUGAGUCCAUCGGCUAUCCCCUAUGGCGAGGGCCACUUGGUCCCUCAUGAGCUGUCGCUCAGUGAGAUCCGUGAUAUUGAGGAUGAUUUUGUACGAGCCGCUGACCGUGCGUACCGCGCUGGAUACGAUUUCGUCCAGAUCCACUCGGCUCACGGCUAUUUGCUGUCCUCUUUCAACUCUCCCUUGGCCAACCAGCGCACAGACUUGUAUGGUGGCACCCUGGAGAACCGCACCCGUCUGCUGCUCAAUAUUGUGCGUCGCAUUCGCGAACAAUUCCCUGAUAAAGGCCUGUGGGUGCGCCUCAAUGGUACCGAUGGUCUACCAGAGGAGGAUGAAAGAGAGAGUUGGAAUUAUGAGGAUACGACGGCUUUGGCCUCGCUGCUAGACUCGGCCGGUGUUGACAUGCUAGAUAUUAGCAGUGGUGGCACGGUGGGCCAGAUUAAGUUUUUGUCUACGCCCGGCUACCAGGUCCCCGGUGCGGUAGCAGCAAAGUCGGCUGGCCUCAAACGUAUGAAGGUUAGCUCCGUGGGUUGUCUCCAGGGCGGAACAGAAGAAAACCCUGAUGCGCCCGGUCUGUUCGCUGAGAAGGUGCUCCAGGAGGGGAGCGCGGAUUUCAUUGCCUUGGGUCGUGUUUUCCUGCGUCAGCCUACCUGGGUAGAAGAUGCUGCUCGUGCUCUACUCGGAAGGCAUGCGGCGGGUGCUUUGCAAUACUCAUACACGUUCCCCCGGCUAGAGUAA
Malassezia sympodialis ATCC 42132 is the source of this 1260-nucleotide messenger RNA. RefSeq lists its product as uncharacterized. Lineage: Eukaryota; Fungi; Basidiomycota; Malasseziomycetes; Malasseziales; Malasseziaceae. Gene Ontology annotation, cellular component: intracellular anatomical structure. Gene Ontology annotation, molecular function: NADPH dehydrogenase activity; FMN binding; NADP binding. The record is from RefSeq and is a predicted model, not a curated record.